UCGAAUUGUCAGCUUUUACUUCGACGGUACCGAGUCGAGCUGCUAGCACCGGAACCUGAACCAAAUCCGCACUUACCAAGGGGGACGUCUGGUUUCACCAAAUCCAGUCAUGCGGCUAAUACCGUACCGCAUUUAGCCGUGGCGGUUACUUCAACCGGCGCGGCGGGAGAAGCGGUCAAAGCAAGCUAACGUCCCUCUGCUCGACCAGCGCCGGCUCCGCUUUUCGUGAUGAUGCGCAAGAAGCGACGCUCGUCGGCGGACGGCGCUGCGCAGGACUCGGCUAACAAGUCUAAGAAAAGCCGCGCCGCCAAGUCCAAGGGUCCUCCUCCGGCAGAGACCGUCGAAAAUGUAUUUAACAGCUUCGUACGGGAGGCCGGCGUCGCCUUGAAACAAGAUGGCGCAGCCAACGAGAUCGUUGUCGACCAGGUAGUUUUCCAAAGGAAGAUACAGCGACAGCUUCGUAAGAGUCCUCGGUACCCUGGUGUCCUCCAGGAGUUCAUCACUGGGUUGGAGUCUUAUAUUGAAGAACCGGAGAGGUUUAAGAACUGUCUCCUUCCUUGCGUUCCACACUUGUCUGAUGAGGGAGACUCAAGUUCUGUCAGUUCCUUCCACGAGAGUCUGCUGCGCAUGUUGUUGAGGAUCGAAAUAUUACAGACUCUGAUCAUCAAUACCUUGUUUGAAAAGCUCCCGGAAUUCAUGUUUGAUAGUACUGGAGACGGGGGGCUCAAUAUUCCUCGGGUCAUUAUCAACCAGCUCAAAUGGCUGGACAGAGUCAUAGACAGCAAGGAGCUGGCAACUAAGCUUAUGCAGCUGGUAUCAGUCGCACCAGUGGAGAUUCAGUGUGACAUCAUCACCAGUCUGCCUGAGAUCCUGGAAGACUCCCAGCAUAACGACAUAGCAAGGGAGCUCAAUUCUUUACUCCGUGAGAACACUCAGUUGACUGUCCCUAUCCUGGAUGCCCUCACUAGUUUGAACCUCAGUGCCUCGUUACUGGUUGAGGUCCGUGGAGCUGUAAUGGCCACCCUGGCUGCUGUGCAGCUGGAGGACCUCCAUGUGGUGGUUAAGUUCAUCCUGCACUCCAUCUCUUCCUCUGACGCGUACGAGGUGGUGUAUGAGCUUCAUGAGAAGCUGGACCUGGAGGCGUGCAUUCUCCCUCCAGUGUUGCAGGCCUCUCAUAGCCGCUCCAAGAGCAAAGCAACAGUGGCUAGGUCCUGUACCACCCCAGCUGCUGGCAGCAGCCAGGACAGUAUGACCUUGGUACUGGAUGGCAUUAAGUCAGCAGUGCGAUUCCAAAAGACCAUAUCCGAAGCAUGGCUCAAGGUGAUAGAGAAUGUCAUUGAGGUGGAGGAUCAUAAGGUAAUAGAUGUGCUGGUGCUAUUUAUUCUCCACUCCACCAAUGCCAACCACAGUCGGCGUGGGGCUGAGAGGGUGCUGAAGGCCAAAGUGAAGACGGGUCAGAUCCAGGAGGCUCUGCUACAAAAGACCUUCAAGUCCUACAGUCAGGUCCUGCGUGGCUAUUUCCCCUCCAUCCUGGCCCUGGCUCAGAGCUUGCUGCGCUUGCCAGACCCCUGUAUGCCGUCCUUCGGAGGGCACAUGUACCGACACUCAUUCUCCGCUUUUGACUCUUACUGCCAACAGGAAGUAGUCGGUACUCUUGUGACCCAUGUGUGCAGCGGUAUGGGCAGAGAGGUGGAUACAGCCCUGGAGCUACUUUGUGGCCUGGUCGCAGACAAGCCCUCAGAAAUGGCCCUGUAUGCUGUCUUUGUCAAGGGAAUCUUGGACUAUAUGGACAACCUUACACCCCAGCAGAUCCGCAGGCUCUUCCACCUGCUCAGUAGACUGGCCUUUGGGCAACAGCAGCAAGGCACGCACAUCCAGGAUGACAUGCACAUAGUGAUUCGUAAACAGCUCUCCAGCAUGGUGCCCAAGUACAAGCGAAUUGGCAUAAUUGGUGCAGUCAUGGUGGUGGGCAGCAUGGGGGAACGCGGGACCGAGGUGGAGAAUUCACAAGGUGGGACAUUACCCAAGGAGACAUACAGACAGGUGACGGCCCUGUUGGAGCUGGUGAGGUCGUGCAGCGAAAGUUCCCCUGAGGCUGCAGCUCUGUACUACGACGAGCUGGCCAACCUGAUCCUGACCUCCACUUUGGACCCCAUGGUGCAGGACUGGAUAGGGAAAAGUGUGCUGGAAGAUUUCCAGGAAGACUUUGUGGUGGAUCUGGGGCCAGGAAUAAGCGGCUCCUUUCCCUUCCCCGCCCAUUUACUCUAUAACCUGGAUGAGGACGAGAGUCAGGGAAGCAUUGUCAUCAACCUGCUGCCUUUGUUGGCCAGUGAUGCCCAAAACAAAAGAGAAGUGUGGGACCGGUCAGAAAAGCAGCCUGACAAGCGAGUGUCCCCUCUGUGUCUGUCUCCGUUCUUCCGGCUGUUGAGGCUGUGUGAGGAGAAGCAGCACCAUGGUGACCUAGAGGAGAUAGACGCGCUGCUGGGCUGCCCUCUGAUCCUGACAGAGAUGGGUGUGAUUGAUAAAGUGGAGAGCCUGUCAAAAGCGGAGAGAGAGUUUCUCUGUACCUUGCUCUUCCAUGCCAUCAACUGGUUCAGAGAGGUCGUAAAUGCCUUCUGUAAACAAAAAGACACAGAGAUGAAGGGCAAAGUGAUGACCCGUAUACAGAACAUCACCUACCUGCAGACAUUGUUGGAGAGAGUUCUGGAAGCAUCGCCCGGCUAUGUGCCUCCUCUCGCCAACUUUGAUGUGGAGAGCACAGAGGGCUUCGCUGUACCCAGUGGUGCUGCUCCUCUGAAGAAGGCAAAGAAAGGCAGCACAAAGAAGAGUAAAAACCCCGGGACGAGUUCUUCAGACUGUUCUUUUCACGAGGAGCGGACACAGGCGGAGGAGACGCAACAGGAACAGCCGGACAAGGAGAAGGAAAAGGAGAAGGAGAAGGAGAAGGAAGGCCAGCACGGGCUCAGUCUUGGGGCCUACCGUCUGUUCUUCAGGGAGCUGGACAUAGAGGUGCUUAGUGUGCUGCAGUGUGGCCUGCUGUCCCGCUCACUGUUGGACUCUAGCAAGGUGAGAGAGGAGGUUCUCCUGGGUCCUGCAGAGCUGGUCUUCCUGCUGGAGGACAUGCUUCGCAAACUGGAGUUCAGUCUGACAGCUACCCAUGCCAGAAGACCCCCUUUCCUCAAGGGAAGGACAGACAGGAGCGUGGGCUUCUCCCACCUUCAGCAGAAGAGUCCUCAGGAUAUAGCCUCCUACUGUGUCCAGUUGCUGCCCACCAUCUGUUCACACUUGGAGAAUUGCCACAACCACUUCCAGGCUGUGCUGUCUGAGAACGAUGGGGUGGUGGAUGGUCCAGCUACAGAUAUGCAAGAACACCAGCUGCUGUCAUCAGCUUACCAGCUUCUCCUUCAGGUGCUGAACGCAGCCCUCAGCUGGUAUGGAUUCUCUCAGCCAGGCCAGCGAGGCUUACUGAAGAAUGCUCUGGGAGUUUUGGCAGGCAGACUCAAAGAAGGAGACACUGAGUUGACCUUGGAGCAGCUUGUAAAACACAGCUUUCAGUACCUGCUGAACUUCCGCAGCACCAUGCCAAGUCUUAACACAGCCCUCUGCCUCUCCCAGCUUCUUUCUACAGUGAUAGAGAGAGGAGGGAACAGCGCAGCCUACAGGGAGCAGAUGGUAUCCCUUGCAAGGUGUUUCCUGUGCCAAAAGUGGGUGAAAGCCAAUGGGGAGAGAGAGCGAGGGAACAAAUUCAAUGAGGGCCUUCAAACUCUCCUCAGUAUCUACUUGGAGAACACUGACGAUGUUCUGAAGGCAGUGGAGGAGAUUGCUGGAGAGGGCAUACCUGAGCUAGUCAAUGUAGCCAAAGAUGAAAGCUCCACAACCUGGCCCAAUCUCAACAGGCAGACACUUUUGGUGUUCUACAAAGGGCUAAUUGCAGAGCUAGAGAAGGCCGUGAGGAAGAUUCCCCCUGGAAAGAGCAAUGACAGCUUUGAGGUCCAGAGUGAGAAACUACUGACAUGGAACCUAGCUGUCAGAGAUUUCCACAUCCUGGUCAAUUUAGUCAAGGUAUUUGACAGCAGGCCUGUUCUUAAUGUGUCCCUUAAGUACGGCCGCCUCUUUCUCGAAUCUUUUCUGAAGUUGGGGAUGCCACUGCUUGACCACAGUUUCAAAAAGCACAAGGAGGAUGUCCGAAGCCUGCUGAAGACCAUCCAGCUCAGCACCAGGCAGCUCCAUCACAUGUGUGGACACUCUAAGAUUCGUCAAGACACAAGCCUGACCAGCCACGUACCAGCCCUGAAGAAGAGCCUUGAGCAGUUUGUUUAUCGGGUGAAAGCCAUGUUGAUGCUCAACAACUGUCAGGAAGCAUUUUGGAUGGGGAACCUGAAGAACCGUGACCUGAAGGGUGAGGAGAUUAUUUCUCAGAGGACCCAGGAGAGUGAGGAUGAGGAAGAGGAAGAAGGGUCUGAAGUGCCUCAGGAUCAUUCAGAGGAUGAGGAUCAGGAGAGUGAUUCUGAGGGAAAUAGGAGGUCUAACAGAGCGGAUGACGAGGAUCAAGAUAAGGACGUGAUAGAAGACUCUGACUAAUUACUUUCCUGGGGCAAUAAACUUCCAGCCUUGAUUUGGGUUUUCCCAAUUUGUUCAGACCAUUAAUCAUCGUCCAUCCAAGGUGGCACAUUUAGAACACGAUCAACACUAGUUUCCAAGCCUUUCUGUUAUGGUCACAUUUCUGCACGCACAUUUGAGGAAUUCAUAGUGUGUUUCUAUAUUAAUUUUUGUUUAUCUUUAAGAGACGAAGUAUAUCGAGGGGAAUUUCAGCCGAGUAUGUUCCGUGGGAACGUGUGUUGAUUUUUGUAAUUAGUGCCUUUUCUCUCUUUUCCAACCAAAUAAUGUUUGAGAUAUGUUCAAAACUGAUUUAUAAUUUUUGAUGGAACGUUUAUGAUUUUUUUUUAACUUGGUAUAUUUGUGUUACAAGCGCCCCCCCCCCAAAAAAAUUUUUUUUAAAUAAAAUAAAAGCAAUUUUAAAAUUGUACACACUACAAUACUGUUUUCAUCACAUGAUAAAUCUGGACAUGGUUGUUGAACUGCAGCUGCUUAUUGAAAAAUGCACAAUUAGUUUUUACAUAUUACAUAUUCUGUCAGGUUUCUGUGCUGACAGGUUUGCUGAAUGAACUCAGGUCUGAUAUUUGG
Messenger RNA from Lampris incognitus (smalleye Pacific opah), 5184 nucleotides. It is a transcript of the gene fancd2, whose product is annotated as FA complementation group D2. Lineage: Eukaryota; Metazoa; Chordata; Actinopteri; Lampriformes; Lampridae. Gene Ontology annotation, molecular function: DNA polymerase binding. Gene Ontology annotation, biological process: homologous chromosome pairing at meiosis; mitotic intra-S DNA damage checkpoint signaling; interstrand cross-link repair. Gene Ontology annotation, cellular component: condensed chromosome; nucleus. The transcript has 43 exons. The record is from RefSeq and is a predicted model, not a curated record. Bases 229 to 4581 code for a protein of 1450 amino acids.